Closterium sp. NIES-65 is the source of this 1323-nucleotide messenger RNA. Lineage: Eukaryota; Viridiplantae; Streptophyta; Zygnematophyceae; Desmidiales; Closteriaceae. The record is from the annotation of a GenBank genome assembly.
AUGAAACCACGCAAAUCGACGGCACCGACAAAUGCUGGGGAGGCCGGGACGUCGUCGGUGCCGACGAAUGCUGGGGAGGCCGGACCGUCGUCGAUGCCGGACGGAGCGGGCGAUCAGAAUGAGGAAAGUGACGACGCCUCAUCGUGCAGCGAUGAUGACGACGAAGACAACCCACGUCCUCGACGUGGCGCAGGUCCGCACACGUUGGAAGAGAAUCUCAGUGGGGAACGUGCGUUCAUAGAGGACUUGUUGGACGAGGAAGAGCUUGAGGACCUGUCAAACAUGGCGGUGCCACGAAAACAGUGGAAGGCAGCCGACUUCGUCGAGGAAGAUAUGGUCUACCGUGCGUCAACGCGGGAGUACAAGAUCAAUGCCGAGACGAACGCGCCGGUGAAAUCGAACACGGUGCACAUGAUCCGCGGCCGCAUCAAGGCCUUCCAGAUGGCGGAGAGGGUGGAGGCGACUCUCUACAAGGAGAAGGAGUUGGGCAUCAUGCGGGAAAUCUCGGUGGUCUGGUCGGAGCAGAGCGCACGAGGGCGCAGGCAGAGCAGAGUGCACAAGGGCGCGGGCAGCAGCAGGGUGCACGAGGGCGCGGGCAGCAGCAGAGCGCACAAGGGCGCGGGCAGCAACGGGCGGGAACGGGCAGCACAGGCACGGGCAGCAACGGGCGGCAACAGGCAGCACAGGCACGGGCAGCAACGGGCAGCACAGUCACGGGCGGCAACAGGCGGCAACAGGCAGCACAGGCACGGGCAGCAACGGGCGGCAACAGGCAGCACAGGCACGGGCAGCAACGGGCGGCAACAGGCAGCGCAGGCACGGGCAGCAACGGGUGGCAACGGGCGGCACAGGCACGGGCAGCAACGGGCGGCAACAGGCAGCACAGGCACGGGCAGCAACGGGCGGCAACAGGCAGCACAGGCACGGGCAGCAACGGGCACCACAGGCACGGGCAGCAACGGGCGGCAACGGGCAGCACAGGCACGGGCAGCAACAGGCAGCAACAGGCAGCACAGGCACACGCAGCAACAGGCUGCAACGGCCAGCACAGGCAACAGGCAGCACAGGCACGGGCAGCAACGGGCGGCAACGGGCAGCACAGGCACAGGCAGCAAUAGGCAGCAACGGGCAGCACAGGCACAGGCAGCAACGGGCGGCAACGCGCAGCACAGGCACGGGCAGCAACGGGCAGCACAGGCACGGGCAGCAACGGGCGGCAACAGGCAGCACAGGCACGGGCAGCAACGGGCAGCACAGGCACGGGCAGCAACAGGCAGCACAGGCAUGGGCAGCAACGGGCGGCAACGGGCGGCACAGGCAUAG